Messenger RNA from Lineus longissimus, 4053 nucleotides. Its product is annotated as glutaminase kidney isoform, mitochondrial-like. The record is from RefSeq and is a predicted model, not a curated record. Gene Ontology annotation, molecular function: protein binding; glutaminase activity. Gene Ontology annotation, biological process: L-glutamine catabolic process. NCBI's taxonomy places the organism in Eukaryota, Metazoa, Nemertea, Pilidiophora, Heteronemertea, Lineidae. The transcript has 16 exons. The coding region runs from base 141 to 2042 and encodes 633 amino acids.
AGCUGAGUGUAGUUGCCGGUACUAGUUACAUCAACGGCAACGAAAUUUCAUGCCUUUUCCCGUUAUAAGAACACUCGAUUUAUGGUUCAAGAUCUAAUAGAUAGUCUAUAGAUCAUUUCUGUGAUAUUCUCGAACUUAUUAUGGCAGGCAGACUCGCCUUGAAACAAUUUUUCUCCAGAAGUAUUUGUGACCCGAGGAACUUUCUGAGGAAAACAUGGCUGCCGGUUGACAGCAGAAUUCUUGUUUGUGGUCUCAAACAAUCAACCACUGCAGGCGCCCAUCCUGGUGGGUUUUUUGGAGACCUGCAACCUGGACACAAGGAUGAUAGUGUUAGACAGCUCCCCACCCCUGGGGACUCGCUCCAUGAUGACGGAUACACUAGUGACUCUAAGCUACGCAGCGUGGAAGACAUCCUUUUCGACAUUCUGUGCGAUUCAAAUCAAAAAGUCUCUAUCAAUAAAUUUAUCAAUGCACUGCAGUCUUCGGGACUCCGGAAGACAGACCCCAGAUUAAAGGAAUCGAUGCGUCACUUCCUCAACGUACAAAAGCAAGUUGCUGAAUUCGAUAAUUUCGACGGAGUUUUAAUAGACCGGGAAACGUUUAAAGAGUGCGUCCAAGACAAUGUGGUGCUUAUUGGCCGAGCUUUCCGGAAUCAGUUUGUCGUCCCAGAAUUCCCUGUUUUCACGCAACAGGUGGACAACCUCUACUGGAAAUGUCGGACUAAUACAACUGGAAAGAUCGCUGACUAUAUUCCACAACUCGCCCGGACGAGUCCCGACUUCUGGGGCGUGUCGCUGUGUACAGUUGAUGGGCAAAGACAUUCGAUAGGGGACACCGAGAACCCAUUCUGUCUCCAGUCGGUCAGUAAGCCGUUAAACUAUGCGGUAGCUCUGCAUGAGUUGGGACAGGAGAUCAUUCAUCAAUACGUGGGUCAGGAACCAAGCGGGCGAUCAUUCAAUGAACUCUCUCUCAAUCCGCAGAGAAAGAUUGGGCCAACUUCAUACUGGAAAAAGCCACCAGAAAUUACAGAUGAACCAGUCAAAAAUCGGCCUCACAACCCGAUGAUCAACGCUGGAGCGAUUGUAUUGUGUUCACUUCUCAAGAACGAGAUGAAGUUAGCCGACAGAUUUGAUUAUAUCUUCCAACAGUAUAAGAGAUUUUGUGGAGGGGAAUAUCUUGGUUUUAGUAACCCAACGUUUUUAUCGGAGAAGGAUACAGCUGAUCGUAACUUUGCCCUUGGUUAUUACAUGAAGGAGAACAAAUGUUUUCCUGAAGGAUCGAAUCUCAUGGAGACGAUGGACUUCUACUUCCAUUUAUGCUCGGUAGAAAUGAAUUGCGAAUCGGCCUCUGUGGCCGCCGCUACUCUUGCUAACGGCGGGAUCUGCCCGACGACGGGCGAACGGGUCCUCGACUCGAACGCCGUCAGGAAUACUCUCUCUCUCAUGUAUUCAUGCGGCAUGUAUGAUUACUCUGGACAGUUUGCUUUCAAGGUUGGCCUCCCAGCCAAGUCGGGUGUUUCCGGUGCAAUUAUAGUUGUGAUACCUAAUGUGAUGGGAAUGUGUUUAUGGUCUCCGCCCCUCGAUGGCUUAGGGAACAGUUGCCGUGGAAUCCAAUUCUCGGAGGAAUUGGUUCAACUCUACAACUUCCAUAAUUAUGACAAUUUGAAACAUACCUCGAAGAAGUUGGAUCCCCGACGGCGGUCUGGUGAUAACAAGGCUCAACAGAUCGUGAAUUUAUUGUUUGGUGCUUUUAACGGGGACGUCACAGCUAUGAGAAGGUAUGCAUUGUGGGGAAUCGAUAUGGGGAUGUCUGACUACGACGGGCGAACGGCUUUACAUCUGGCAGCAGCUGAAGGACAUCUGGAGACGGUCGCGUUCUUGGUGGAGAAAUGUGGCGUAUCAGUCACGCCUAAAGACAGAUGGGGCUUUGUUCCUCUCGACGAUGCAAAACGAUUCGAACACACUCGCGUGGAGGCAUAUUUACAAGAACACAUGGACCGAUUACAAGGGGAAGACGGGGACCAAGACACCAAAACAGAAUAAAUGGAAUAGCGGCACAAUCAUCUGCUACGGGGGCAGAGUCUCAUGGCAAUAUUGUUACUUUGCGGGUCAAAUUGUUUUAUGAUCUCGGAUUGCCUUCACUGAUUUUAGUGUUUUCAUAUGAAAAAUGGCAAUUCCUUUUCCAUUUUCUGGUUGUCGUGGCCCAAUCCACAUAAAAACUCGGGCAGGGAGGACAUGUAACGGCUGUGGAUAUUUUUCGUGAAAAAAUGUGGACAUUUUUAGCACAAAAAUGCUUCCAGUGCUUUAAAUAAUAAUUAUAAAUAAUGUAAAGGAUGUAAAUAUCAUGUAAAUUAAAUCUGAAAAAUGUAUUAAAGGUUACCUACUUGGUUGAGAUUGAUAGCGUAUUAUUAACCCUUGGCAUCACAGUCCCCAUUCAAACCGAAAACUUUUUGUGCACAAUUUUGCGCAUUCAUAUCCAAGCGCUUUUGAAUGGGAACCGGGAUUUGGGUAUAUUUGGGAACAAUGUCAUACCACACCAUGACUUGGAGGUUUUGGUCAAUGGUGUUUCAUCCUGUUUGUUGACAUAGCUGCGGGCCGUGCCUAUAGAAUAAACUGCCACCAGCCCUCAGGGCAGAGACAAGCAUUGAACAGUUCAAGAGUCAGUUAAAAACGCUACUUUUCAACAAGUGGAGAGGGGCGCUUUGAGCGUGGUUUAACCGCGGAAAGGCGCGAUACAAAUGACAUUUAUUAUUAUUAUUGUAUAGAUGACUUCCAUGACAUAAUGACAGACUGACACCUUUAAACGCAUCAAAGCAACGUCGUUUUACCAUAUGGUGAAGAGUGGAGUUUACCAGAUGUCACAAGCGAUGUGGUGCUCUUGUGUUUUCUGACGUCAGCCUGCCAUUACGUCACUGACAUCAUCUUUUUUAAUGAAGAUUUUUUUCAAAUAUAAAAAUGGUGUCAGUACUUUCUGUGCAGUAAACACGGUUUGAACUAUUGUUCAUUGAUGCGUGAAGUGCUUUUGACAUAUCUUGUUUGAAUUGUUAUUGUGUGAGAGUUAUAACCCCCACUACCCUGAGAAUUACACUUGUUUCUAUCAAUGAGCCGGAGGCUAUUAGUCUCCCCCUCGAAGUAAGUUUGCAACUUUUGUUUUCAAUACUCGUAGCAUUUUGCCACGAAAAUCUCUUUACCUGUUAACAAGUGGACUUAUCUUACUUGUAUCGUUACUUGCAUAAUAUACAGUUCAUAUUAUCACCAGUCUAAUCAACCCCAGUUAAGAGUUGCUCAUAUGAUGAAUACUAUUCGGUGAGAUGCAUGUAGGCCCUAUUUUUUUGGCCGCGGCUAUUCUUACGACGAUCCCUAAUGCAUUUUACAUACAAACUACUGGUUAUUCUUACGACGAUCAUUUUCACCUUUUUGGGCCUUAAUCCUAACCCUGACGCUCACCCUGACCCUAACACUUACUCCUAGUGCCAACCCUGACCCUAACCCUUCCUUUACACUAGUCUUAUCUCCCUAGAUCCUCAGUUUAAUCUCUGAAAUCGCAUAAAUCCUAAGUUACGACUAGUCGUAAGAAUAGCCACUUUGUAUUGUUAAUGUAAUCAUUGGACUUUUUUAUUAUGUAUUGAUGUUUUGUUUUUAAGUGCUUCAAUUCUAAUUUGUGUUGAAGUCGUGGACCAUCGGGACAGUUCUCAGUGCUAUUAGUCGCUUCAACCAAACCUUGACAGAUUGUCUAACUAGAAAGUACGCAAGGAGGACAGGUGUUGAUUGCUCCACAGUUGAGGGGCAAUGGUCUUUUUUGGGACAUUUGGAAUGCCUGUAAAUGACCCGGUUUUCAAUGGCGACUGGUAACCAUGGUUACAAAGUCACAUGGUUGCACAUUGGCCAUGAAUGCAGUGUUGUGACUAACGUGUACAUGUACCUAUGCAUUGAGUCUUUCUAAGUUGUGAUUUUCAUUUGUAUGAUAUUGAUAAACAAAAAGAAGGACUUUGAGUGAGAAAGACAUGAUAAGUUGUUUUGAAGUAAUAAAUGAAUGAACCUAAUGUUUCUUUUA